This is a messenger RNA of Mytilus californianus (California mussel), 3995 nucleotides long. Its product is annotated as fatty acid hydroxylase domain-containing protein 2-like. NCBI's taxonomy places the organism in Eukaryota, Metazoa, Mollusca, Bivalvia, Mytilida, Mytilidae. The coding region runs from base 74 to 1120 and encodes 348 amino acids. The transcript has 7 exons. Gene Ontology annotation, molecular function: C-4 methylsterol oxidase activity; iron ion binding. The record is from RefSeq and is a predicted model, not a curated record. Gene Ontology annotation, biological process: sterol biosynthetic process.
GUUUAUAAAUAAACAACUUUUUGUAACCACGAGUGUGUUUGCAGUGGUACAGUUCUACACGUAAGUAGGAGAAAUGACAAGGAUGGCUGAAGUACAACCUUCACCACCAGUUAACAUGGUUACAGAUCAAAACAGAAGAGUUCAGCUUGUUGACUCUGUAAAGAAAGCCUUGUUUGUUAUAGGAUCACCACUUUUGAUAUUUAUAGCAUUCAGAAAUUCUGUUGUAUGGCAUCUACAACAAUUCUGGGGAGCAUCUGGGAAUUUCUGGCAGAAUUUAUGGGACAGUGUGUAUGACUUGUUUGGAAGGAAUGAUCUGGCAGUAGGAGUUAUAGGAACAAUUCUAUUCACUAAUGGUGUAAUAUGGGGUGCCAAUGCUUUAUUACUGAUCUUAGAUGCCACAGGAAAACCUGGUUUUCUGCUAAAGUAUAAAGUUCAAGAAGACAAAAAUGUACCAGUUGAUAGAAAGAAGUUAAAGAAGGCUGUGAAAAUUGUUUUGUUUAAUGGAUUUGUUGUUUCCUUUCCCAUGACAUUGUUUGGAUUUUAUUUGAUGAAAUGGCGUGGCUGUGCCAUUAGUGGUGAGAUGCCUUCAUUUGCCUGGGUUCUGUUAGAGCUAACUGUGUUUAGUUUGGUGGAAGAAAUUGGAUUUUACUACUCUCACAGACUGAUGCACCAUCCCAGACUUUAUAAGCACUUCCAUAAGCUACACCAUGAAUGGACAGCUCCAAUAGGGAUUAUAUGUAUCUAUGCUCAUCCCUUAGAGCACUGUAUCAGUAACUUGAUGCCCAUCAUGAUGGGACCAAUAAUAAUGGGGUCACACUUAGCUACAGGUUGGAUGUGGUUCUUCGCUGCUCUGGUUUCCACGACUAUAUCCCACAGUGGUUAUCAUUUCCCGUUCCUCCCAUCACCAGAGGCACAUGAUUUCCACCAUCAGAAGUUUACCAACUGUUUUGGAGUUCUUGGUGUACUGGAUCGUCUCCAUGGAACAGACAACAACUUCAGGUCCAGUAAAGCCUAUGAGAGACACAUCAUGUUACUAAGUCUGACACCCCUGUCUCAACAGUAUCCAGAUACACCACCAAAACAAUGUUUGGAGAAAACAUCUGAUUACAAACGUGAUUAAAAGGUUUUAAUACCACACACAAUUGUGGGAAACAACCUAUUUUACAAUGUUUAAUAUUUGAUUAUUUUAUGUCAACAAUUUUUUUGUUACCCUUGUGUUAAUGAAGAGCAUAUUGACUGACUUUUAACCUGUAGCCAUUGAAAGAUAUAUUAUAGGUUGUUAGACCAGAUUUGCUGUUGUGAUCUGAUGUGUGAAAGUUAUUUGAUCUGUUUUACAGCUUUGCUGUUAUUUUUUUAUGUCCAUAUGUUAUUAUUCGGCUAGUCAAUUUGAGUCAGUAUAAUUAUUUGUUGCGAUGUCAAACUUAAUACUAAUAUUUCAGAAUUAAGACUUUGGUAUUACUUUUUAGGGCAGCCUUAAGGUUUCAAUGACUUUUAUAUCUUAUACAUUUGUUUCUACUGUAUUGAUUGAAGUUGUUUAUGGAUAUACCUUGUGUUUGAUGCUAUUGUAUCUGACAGGUUUCAUAUAAAAUUAAUCUCAGUCUCAGAGCUCAUUUACAUUUAGUUUAAAUCAAAUAAUGCAUUAGGUGAGACAGUCUACUGUUUCCACACUUGUUUUAAAUUUGGUUAUUUUUACAGAUUAAUGACACCCAGUAUAAUUUAUUAGUUAAGGAUGUUUGCUACUCUGUUUCAAAAUAACAAGCUUUUUAAAAGACUCUUAUAAAUUGAAAGUAUAAGAAUAAAGGAACUAAACAAGCAGAAAAAAGGGUUCGUGUGUUUGUUUUCGAGAUAUAAGCCAUUGAAAAUUUGAUGGGAAUUGAUUCUCUCUAGAUUUUUCAUACAUUUAACAUUGGCACCUUUUUUCUUUCAUAAACUAUAAAAAAAAUAACAAGGAUUUUAUAAGAUUUUCAUAAUAUAUGGCCUUUAAACUAUAUGUAAUAAAAUUAUGAAAAGAAAAGUAUGGGUUUGCAAGCAACAUUUGUAAUGGCACUACAUGGAUAAAACCAGAGGAUUCCAAAUAUCUGGCAAAAAUUCAAAAACAAGAGCGAACAUCCUUAACUUCCAGAAUGUAUUAUAAUAAUAAAUAUUCAAUAUAUGUUUAUAUCAGUUUAGAAAUGACUAGAGCAGAAACUGUCAUUCAAUAUAAGAUAAACUUAUAUAAAUAGAUCCAUUGAUUGAAUGAUGGAUGGUGCUUCACACUAUAUUUGGCACAUUUAGCUAUAUCAAGGCAGUUUUUAUUGCUAGCUCAUGGUGUAUGUUUUGCUUUGACUUAUAAUUAUUGAUUGUCCUGUUGGUAUAUUCUGCCUCUUGUUAUAUAUAGAAAUUAUAUUUACUUUUAUUAAUUAUGCCUUUGAAUAAAGUAAAUUGAAUAUUGGACUAAAUAGGUCACUAAUGUUAAGAUACAUUGUACUUAAAGGAUAAAUGUACCUUGUAAGUUAAAAAUGUAACUUACAAAUUGUAUAAGGAAUUGCUGCCUAGACCAUGUAGACUGCAAAUUCUGUUUUAUGUUUUACAUAUAUUUAAUUACCAUGCAAAAAAUAAUGGUUAGUACUUUUAUUAGUUAUAUUUACAUUAUCAGAGGAUUCAAGAAACUAUUAAUUUGGUUACCUGUGAAAAUACAGGUAAAAACUAAGAAGGGUACACUGAUGGACACAAACACAGAAAUAGUAACACCUGUGUUUGUUUGUCUUUAUGUGCUACAUUUUUGAAUGUCAUAUAAUUUGUACAGAAAUUGUUAUACUAUUUAUAAGGAUUUAAAAGUGAUGCAAUUAAGACUAGAGGAUGCUAUGAGUUAAGUUAAGCAGCUGAUGGCAUUUUAACAUAUUUUAGCAUAAUUUGGAUUGUGUUAUAAUUAUUUAGUUUUUUCUUGCAUUUCAAUGCUUUCAUAGAUCUGCAAGUCUUGCCAUGUUGUAUUUGCAAUACCUUUUUCUGAUAUUUGUUCUGUUAUACACUAGUAGUUGUACUGUUAAUAGUCUGUUGUCUUUAAGUCUCCCUCCAUUGUCAACAUAGUUGUUGUGAUUGUGACUGUCGUCUGUCUAUAAUAUUUCAAAACUAUCUUUGGAAAUCAAAGGCGCAAUACUCACUCACAAUCAACCUUAGGGUGUUGAAUUAAAUAUUUUUGAGUGUAAAACAGGCAAAAUGGUUGUACUUAUGGCUCUUUUUAAAUAUUGAUUAAUUUCAGUUAAAAGUUCAGUAAUAAUUAGUUUCAGAUAAAUCACAAAAUACUGUUCUUGAUUUUUCACUUGCAAUGAUGUUUGAUUUUUUUCUCUCGCCACAGUUAAUCCACAAGCAAAUUAUCCCAUUAUGUGACGACUGUAAAUUCUAGUAUAUAGUAGUUUUGAACAUGGAUUACCUGUCACAAAUAUGUAAUAGAAAUGAAGAAAUUGCAAAUUUUUAAGAUAAACAUGUUGUGAACUAUGGGUCUGACGAGUGGGGAUAAAAAACAUUGAACAUUUGAAAACUGUUAAACUGUGUAACCAGAAUACAAUAUGCUAUCUAGUUUAAACAUUUAGAUAAAAUACUGUUAACCAACUUAUUUUCUUGCUUACCUCUUUCUAGUAGAUUUCUUGCUGACUUAGUUGCACUAUUUCUUUUGUUCUUGGAUUAAUACUCAUAUGUUUCAAGUUUGACAUCAUUGUAUUUGGGUUUUUUUUUUACUUGCUGAAGUCUUAAAAUGAAAUCACUCCCAUUUAUAAGUUGGUCAACAGUAUGUCACUUAAUCACUGUUGUGCUUUUCCUGGUAAAAAAAAUACCAGAUUGUAAUUUUUGUAUUAACUUUUGUUGCAUUUAAAAAACAACAGUACAUUAUAUAAUAAUAAUAAUAUUUCAUUAUAACUUUAGUAACAUUCUUGGUUUUGCUAUUUUCAAUGCAACAAUCAAUGCAGUUUUCUUUUUGUGAUAUUUGUCAAUGUAAAUAAAAUAUUAUUUUUUGCUGAAAA